UUCGUUCAUUUGGAACUCGUUGGGCUUCCUUGAGAUAUUCACAUCAAUACAGUAUGGUAAAUAGACCUUUAGUUAUUUCUGGACCAAGUGGUACUGGUAAAUCUACCUUAUUGAAAAGAUUAUUAGCUGAAUAUCCAGAUAAAUUUGGAUUUUCAGUUUCCAAUACUACCAGAAAACCAAGAGAAGGCGAAGUUGAUGGAGUUGAUUAUCACUUUACUACCGUUGAUGAUUUCAAAAAAUUAAUUGAAGAAAAAAAAUUCAUUGAAUGGGCUCAAUUUUCAGGUAAUUACUACGGUACUUCUAUCAAAUCAGUUAAUGAUGUUGCUGAAAAAAAUAGAAUUUGUAUCUUAGAUAUUGAUAUGCAAGGGGUUAAGUCAGUUAAAGACUCUGAUUUGAAUGCUAGAUACUUGUUCUUGAGUCCACCUUCUAUUGAAACUUUAAGACAAAGAUUAGAAGGUAGAGGUACUGAAACUCCAGAAUCUCUUGAAAAAAGAAUCGGUGCCGCUGCUGCUGAAAUGGAAUAUGCUCAAACUGGUGCUCAUGACAAAAUUGUCGUUAAUGACGAUUUAGAAAAGGCUUAUAAAGAAUUUAAAGAAUUCAUUUUAGAUGAAAACUAAGCAUCUCUCAAUUGACUUUAAAUCUGGGUGGAUCAUGUUGGGUCCAUAGUUUAGCUCAUACGAAUCACUUUUCUCUACGUUGUUUUAAUCUUUCUCUAAAAUUUUCUUGCAUCCUUUUAGUGGCCCUUCACCCUCUUACAAUAGCGUAUGACUAACUACUUCUUUAGAAU
This is a messenger RNA of Hyphopichia burtonii NRRL Y-1933, 787 nucleotides long. It is a transcript of the gene GUK1, whose product is annotated as guanylate kinase. The coding region runs from base 54 to 617 and encodes 187 amino acids. Gene Ontology annotation, cellular component: cytosol. Gene Ontology annotation, molecular function: GMP kinase activity. The transcript has a single exon. The record is from RefSeq and is a predicted model, not a curated record. NCBI's taxonomy places the organism in Eukaryota, Fungi, Ascomycota, Pichiomycetes, Serinales, Debaryomycetaceae. Gene Ontology annotation, biological process: purine nucleotide metabolic process.